This is a messenger RNA of Anolis sagrei ordinatus, 5044 nucleotides long. Its product is annotated as solute carrier family 9 member C1-like. Lineage: Eukaryota; Metazoa; Chordata; Lepidosauria; Squamata; Anolidae. The record is from RefSeq and is a predicted model, not a curated record. Gene Ontology annotation, molecular function: potassium:proton antiporter activity; monoatomic ion channel activity; sodium:proton antiporter activity. Gene Ontology annotation, biological process: potassium ion transmembrane transport; proton transmembrane transport; regulation of intracellular pH. Gene Ontology annotation, cellular component: plasma membrane.
GCAGGCGCGGCGGUUGUGCGUGGUAAGGCGUCCCCCUUCCCUGCGCCUUCUGCCUGCCCUGCCUUGCCCGUUAGCGCCCAUUCUGGAGGUGAAGCGGCUGACUGACUCAAUGGCGGCGGCGGCGGCGCCCUGGCUAGAGCUUCCCGCCCUUUUUGAGAAGCCGGGCACGAUGAACGGCUCCUUCAACGAGAGCUUCGAGGCCUUGGUCUUCUUCCCGCGGGACCACCCCGUGGCCCCAACCCAAAGCCGCGCUCCUCUCGACGAUUUCGGCUUUUUCAAUUACGGCAUCUUCCACAUCAUGCGCCCCAACCGGCCCAUCACGCUGCUGCUGGUCUUCCUGAGCUGCGCCGUGGGAGCACUGUUGCGAACUGUUUUAAGAGAAACAAAAGUUCCUAUUCUUGUGAUUAUAUUUUUCAUCGGACUUGGCAUUGGAAUAUUAGCCCAUUUUACACAUCAGUUACCUUUUGUGAAGCAAAUUUCAGGUAUAGAUCCUGUGCUUUUUCUUCAUUUGUUUACACCAGUAAUAAUAUUUACAGCUGCAUUUGAGAUGGACUUCUAUAUCUUUCGAAAAUCGUUUUGGCAGGUGUUAGUCCUUGCAGUUCCUGGAUUUCUAAUGAAUUGUGGUUUCCUUGGAUGGUUAACUUUUAAAAUAAACAAGUAUAACUGGUCUUGGGAUGACAGCAUGUUGUUUGGAAUAAUUCUUAGUACAACAGACCCUGUUCUCUCUGUGGCUUCUGUAAGAAACAUUGGACUUUCAAAAAUAGUUACAAACUUAAUUAAAGGCGAGUCUUUGUUUAAUGAUGCUACCACAGUAAUUAUUUUUGAGUUAUACAGGGACCUUAUAAAUCAAAGUCAUCAUGAAGUGGUUAAAGAGAUUUUUAUACAGUUGAUGUUGAAAUUUUUUGCAAGUAUUGCAUUUGGAUUUUUGAGUUCAAAAUUAGUUAGUUAUUGGCUGGCACAUAUUUUCAAUGAUGGAAUUAUAGAAGUAGUUUUAAGCUUCUCCAUGGCAUAUAUAAUUUUCUUUUUGGCUGAAUGGUUUGGAAUGUCUGGCGUUAUUGCUCUUUGUAUGUUGGGUCUUCUUCUGGAUUCUGUAAGUUUUAGUCCAGGAAUGGAUGUGUUUCUUUAUAAGUUCUGGGCAAUGCUGACAUUUUUGGCUCAUAUUAUGAUCUACCUUAUAAUGGGAAUUGUGAUUGCUCAAAAAACAUUUCCAUAUAUCAAUACGCGUGCUUUUUUUUCUAUUAUAACAGUAUACCUUUCAUUGAAUCUUGUACGAGCAUUAGUAAUUUUGACAUUGAGCCCUUUUUUGAGUCGUCUUGGCUAUGGAUUUAAUUGGCGUUGGGGUGCUGUUGUUGUUUGGAGUGGAAUGAGGGGUACGUUCACUUUGAACAUGGCUCUGGCAAUUAGCCAGACACAAAGUUCCACAGCAGCUGAACUUCAGGUUAAGACCAUGAUAUUACUGCAUUGUGGAACAGCAUCUUUGUUAACCUUAAUAAUUAAUUCUACCACUGUGAAAAAGCUUGUUAUGACAUUAGGCCUUUGUAAUAUUACCCUUCCAAAGCGCAUGGCAAUGCAUAAUGCAGUUCAGCGUAUCCGACAAAUGGAGGCCAAUGCCUUUUCAAUGUUGAAGCUUGACAGAUUUUUGGCUGAUGCAAAUUGGGCAAUGGCUGAAGAUUCAAUGACAAUUGACUACCCUUAUAAAUUAGAUGCAGAAGAAAUACGUCAUUUGUCCAAAAGUCUGAAAUGUCCAGACUGCGAUGCUGAUAUUACAUUUGAAAGGAGUCCUCAACAAAUUGCUGACAUAAUGGAAGAAGCUAGAUUACGCCUCUUAACUGCACAAAUAGCAAGUUAUCAGAAGCAAUAUAACAGUGGAAUGUUAAACCAAGAGGCUGCUCAAACAUUAAUAGGUGCAGCAGAAAGCUAUGUUGAUAUUGAAGGAAAGUUUAUGAAUAUUCAUGAAGUAAAGACAUAUUGGGAAAGCAAAGGAAUGCUGGUGACGAUGAAGAAAUGGCUAUCUGAUUGGGUUUACAAUGUGAAAGACGAAAUAACAAAGCCACCAAAAAACAAGUUUUUGAGGAUGUGUCACCAAAUAGUGUUUAUGGAAGAGUUUGAAUAUAUAAGUACCUUGAUAACAUAUUUGAACAGUGUUCCUAUUAUUCUUAACUUUAUAUCGAGUGUGAAUGAAGAAUAUCUUCCACAACUAAGAAUGUGCAACUAUUACUUUCUGUGUCUAUACAUAGGAGAAGCUAUCCUGAAGGCUUUUGCAAUGGGGAGGACCUAUAUCUAUUACCAUUGGAAUCAGUUUGAUCUUAUAAUAAUAGUAGUUGGAAUCAUAGAUGUCAUGAUUAUUAAUCUCUUUAAAAAUAUGACCCCAUCAUACCCUAUGAUAAAUACAAUCAGAAUAUUUCGAUUUGGUCGCCUUUUAAGAGUUUUCCGUCUCUUUAAGCUUAUGCUACCAACAUUGAUUUUUGUAUUGGAUAAACAAAUAAACAAACAGCUCACUUUCCGGUAUGACAUUGCCAAAGGUUAUGUUCAAGGUGAAGAAGAUAUUAAAUGUUUAAUUGAACAGAUUGCUGGCCACGAGAAAGUUUACAUGGAAAUAACCAAAAUAUUGGAAACAAACAAACAAGAGGCUAUGAAGGAGUUAGGGCUAAUGCAACGUGAUUACCCAGAGAUAGUUACCGCUGUGAAAACCAGACAAGCAGUUCAAACAGUGCUGAACACAGCUUCAGAAACCCUUAAGUUUAUGAUAUCAGGAGGUAUUGUUGAUAAAAAUGAAGGAGCUGAACUGCAUAAGAUGAUUCUUGUGAAGAAAAAACAGCUUGCAAAACUCCCACCUACAAUUGCACCACCUACUGCACAGCAACUUCUGCAUAAUGUUAUGUGGCUACAGGAUAACAAAAACCAGAUUGAGUAUAUUCAGAAAAAAGCAAAAAUUCUUUAUUAUGACUAUGGAGAUAUCAUAUGUGAGGAAGGUGAAUUACCCCAAGGAAUUCAUUUAAUUGUUUCAGGAAUGAUUAAGCUUUCUGGUUCUUCUCCUCCUCGUUAUGGAGUUGAUAAAGAUUUUAUGAAAGAAGCUGUUAACAGACACACAGCUGCAUCUUCCUAUACAGACUACAUGGUCACUGGUGCUAUAAUAGGAGAGCUGAACUGCCUAACUAAGCAAGAAAUGGAAUAUGCGGUGUCUUGUGAAACUGCUGUGCAGACGUGCUUUAUCUCUAUAGAUGAUUUGCUUGAAGCUUUUGAUAGGUUUUUAGAACCACCCUCCUUAGAAUAUAAAAUAUGGCUGAAAAUUGCUCUUGAUAUUGCUCUCAAAACCUACAAAGAAAAUCUUCCUAACCAGGACUGGACAUACAAAAUGUGUGCACAGUAUUCUAACAUGUACGUUAUAGAUGUACUAAACCACACCAAAUGUGACAUUUAUGAUGAGGCUAUGGAUGAUGUCAUUCUUGUACAUGGAACAGUACAAGAUUGUCAAUUGGGACAACGUUAUUGUGCACCAUGUAUUUUACCUAAAACCUGUCACCAGGUACAAGGUACUUCACCAGCCACUAAAUUGUUAAUUAUACGAAGUAUGGAGGCACGUAAGAACACCGGAACAUGCUUUAAUGUUUGCCAGUAUCAUUCAGAUCGGAGAUGUGCUACAUUGGGGCAACUUUUUUCACUGGAAUCAAGAAAUCGUAGUUCAAUACCCAAUGAUUUGGAUUAUACAUAUAUGAGUUCCCAGAGCCCCAGAAAAAAUUGAUAAGGAAUGAAUGUGUUCCAGUACCAUAAAGCUGGGUGAGAAAGGAAUUAAGACAUAACCAUUGAUAACAGCUCUCUAGUGGAAUCAAUUAUUUUUUAUUUUUUUAUCCUCUUGAGAAUUUUAAGAAUUUACAUUUUUAGAAUAUUUUUAUUAGACUCAACUAUUUGUAAAAUAGCACUUAAAUUGUUUUUAUUUAGUUUUCAAAUAUCUAGUGUUAUUUCAGCUGUUACAACGAAUGCAAUACAUCUUCAACUAAUUUUAUGCCUUCAGAAUGUAUGUCACUAAACAGCAAGAACAAUAUCUAUUGAUACCCAUAUUGAAAUGUAUUUCUUCCUAACUGGUUACUAUAAAUAAUAAAACAUGGGUUUGCCAUCAAAUAGAACUUUCUAGCAAUGAGGGACUUGUUAGAAAAAUAUUUUAGAUUGCAGAAUAAUAUUUCUUCAUUGUAGUCUCUGUGAAUCACAAAUUAGGUAUUAUCGUGGAUGCACAGAGCAUUGGUCGGAACCUUCUAGAAUCACAGAAAUCUUUUGGCAGUAAGUAACCCUGCCCACCAUCCUGAGGUUAUAUAAGGCCCAGUGGCCACUGAAAACCUUCAGUUCCUUUGAUCCAUGCUGUAGACAGUUCAAGAACGCAGCUCGUCUUUGGUUGUUAGCUUGCUAUUAGUUUUCUAAGAUUACUUGAUAGUGAUUUUGUCUGACUUAUGAUCAGUUUUUCUGACUCUUGUAGUUGUUGGCUCAUUACUCCUGCUCCUGCUUUGGACUUAAUUCUGUGAGUACGGUGUGGGCCACGUCUUUUAAGCAUUGCGAGCAAUGUUCAGGCAAAUUGUCCAAUAUGGACAGGCACUCCAAGUGCCUCCUCUGAUUGGGCAAAGAGCAUUCCAUCCACACUUGUAUCCACUGCCAGGCUUUCUCAUCUCAAGCACGGAAAAAUAGAGAAGCGAGGCUUCGCUCUUAUCAGCCCUAUUACCCUGCUUGUUGGCUUUGAUGUCAGCGUCAAAGCCACCUUCGGGAACAAAAAAGGUGGAUGUUGUUCCCUCUACCUCUGCAUUGGCUUAGAGGAAGCCUGUGCCCCUUUCCACAUCCUCUAUGAAGGCAUAAAGACUGACUCACACUUGACGGAAAGGGACAUAUUUCCCAUUGUAACACAAUCAAUGCGGUCAAUCCAACACAACUUUUUUGUCUCUGAACUCAUUGCUUCAGAGUUCAGCUAAGCAAAUUCUUUCCUGUUUGGUCCAACAUCACUGGCAAUCGCUGGAUAUUCAGCACAAUUAUAUUCAACUAUAUCAUCAGGUUCAAAUUUUUG